AUGGCAAGGAGUGAAAGAAUCGCCCCACGCCAACAGAAAUCGAAACUGCGGGGGUUUGCAGCCGAGCGUGCAGCUCCGGGCUGGGGACACGCGUGGGUUGGAACCCCCGGGUGGCUGCGAGCAGGGGCUGCUGCCCCGCCGGCCCCUCCGGCCCUUGGGACCGUGUGGCACCCCGGGCACGGCCGCUGCUCCUGCGGCCGGGGGGGCCGGGCGGGCUCCGGGGCUGGGCCGGCGCCGGUGCCGUGUCCCGUCCCCCCCGCGGCCGCCGGGCCCGUCCCCUCCCCUCCCACCGUGGAGCCAAGUUCAAACCGCGGGCCCCGGCGCAGCGGGACGGGGCCGGACCGGGCUCCCCGGGACCCGCGGGGCUCCAUGAUUUUCCCGCGGGUGCUGUCCUGUGCUGUUCUGCUGCUCCUGCUGGUGGCCGUGCUGAGCAGAGGCAGGAGGUGCAGCAUCGCCCGGAUCCUGCGGCAGUACCGUGCCGUCAUCUUCCAUGAGCUCCAGAACCUGAGGAACCUGACGGGGUCAGUGUACAGGAGCGGGAGGGCUGGGCCCGCUUGUCGUUCAGACAAGGACCAGAGGAUCCUGCUGUCCAUCUACAACAUCAGCAUGUCCCUGCGGGAGGCGGGGGACACCCUGCAGGGCCCCGAGGAGCUGGUGGUCUGGAGGGUGGCCAGGAACACCCACACUGUGCUCCGGGAGAACUGCAGGAGAAUCAGCAAGGUAGGAGGCCCUCUGCUUCCCAGCCAUGGCAGUGGCUCCCAGUCCCCAGGGCUGUGGGCAGAGCUUGCCUUGUUUGUGCUCUCCUGGCUGCCCGUGAGGAGUCUCCAGGCUCUGCCUGCUUCACUCUGGGAGCUGGGGAAUGCUGAUGGCACAUCCACCCCUGGGAGCUUCAGAAUAGCCAGGGGAGGGAGGUUCAAUGGUGGCAGUGUGGACCAGGCUGGUGGGGUUUUACCACGGGCUCCCAAGUGGGUUUUUCCACAUGUGCCACGAUGCCACGGCUGAGGGGAACACAGGGCCUUUGUCCUGGUGGGAUUUCUCACCCUGUGGGUGCAUUCACCCUGUCCUGCUCUUGCU
Molecule: messenger RNA, 1074 nt
Organism: Melospiza melodia melodia
Lineage: Eukaryota; Metazoa; Chordata; Aves; Passeriformes; Passerellidae
Exons: 5
Coding region: 1-1002 (333 amino acids)
Source: RefSeq, a predicted model, not a curated record